Molecule: messenger RNA, 4117 nt
Organism: Labrus bergylta (ballan wrasse)
Lineage: Eukaryota; Metazoa; Chordata; Actinopteri; Labriformes; Labridae
Gene: camk1a
Product: calcium/calmodulin-dependent protein kinase Ia
Biological process (GO): peptidyl-serine phosphorylation
Cellular component (GO): intracellular anatomical structure
Molecular function (GO): calcium/calmodulin-dependent protein kinase activity; ATP binding; calmodulin binding
Source: RefSeq, a predicted model, not a curated record
CAACAGUAUUGCGCUGCCGGAAGCUUUCACAAACUAACGCGUAGAUGUACCAGAAAGCUGUUCACGUAACAGACGGUGUUGGCUUGGCUAUCAUACGGAGAGUCACAGAUCACGUUGUUUAAAGAACAGUGAGUGAUUUUAUGCUGCACUACGUCCACAGACGUCUCUGCUUAUCUUGACGUCAGGAGAAGCCUGAGCGCACCAGCACAGCAACCACAUCGCUCCCAGCGGGAAGGAGAGCACAUCACAGCUACACAUCGCCAUUUAGCUGUAGUGUGGUGAAUCCGAUCCACGUUGUAGAAUGCCUCUCGGAGAGGAUGGAAAUGGAUGGAAAAAGAAGACAUCAGACAUCAAAGAACAUUAUGACUUCAAAGAAGUGCUGGGAACGGGAGCUUUCUCAGAGGUGGUUCUAGCCGAAGAGCGGGGGACCCAGAGGCUUGUGGCCAUCAAGUGCAUCCCCAAGAAAGCGCUGGAAGGCAAAGAGAACAACAUCGAGAAUGAGAUCGCCGUACUGCACAGAAUACAGCACCCAAACAUUGUGUCACUGGAGGACAUCUUUGAAAGUACAUCUCAUCUAUAUCUUGUCAUGCAGCUGGUGUCCGGAGGUGAGUUGUUCGACCGGAUCGUGGAGAAAGGUUUCUACACAGAGAGAGAUGCCAGCCAACUCAUCCACCAGAUCUUAGAUGCAGUCAAAUAUCUCCAUGACAUGGGGAUCGUUCACCGAGACUUGAAGCCAGAGAAUUUGCUGUAUUACAGUAUGGACGAAGACUCCAAAAUCAUGAUCAGUGACUUUGGUCUGUCCAAGAUCGAAGGGGCAGGAAGUGUCAUGUCCACAGCGUGUGGUACUCCAGGAUAUGUGGCUCCCGAGGUUCUCGCUCAGAAGCCGUACAGCAAAGCGGUGGACUGCUGGUCGAUAGGAGUUAUUUCUUACAUUCUGUUAUGUGGAUAUCCUCCAUUUUAUGAUGAAAAUGAUGCCAAGUUAUUCGAGCAGAUUCUCAAAGCAGAGUAUGAAUUUGACUCUCCGUACUGGGAUGAUAUUUCAGAUUCAGCCAAAGACUUUAUCUGUCACCUGAUGGAAAAAGAGCCUAUGAAGAGAUACACAUGUGAGCAGGCCCUGCAGCAUCCAUGGAUCUGUGGAGACACAGCUCUGGACAAGAAUAUCCAUGAAUCUGUCAGUGCUCAAAUCAAGAAGAACUUCGCUAAAAGUAAAUGGAAGCAAGCAUUUAAUGCCACAGCAGUGGUGCGCCACAUGCGGAGGUUGCAGCUGGGCACGAGUCUCGAGGGACCCAGCCAGAUUACUCCCACCAGUCCCUGCCAUGGACUUCUGCUCCCAGAGGAAGAGGAGGAGGAGGAGGAGGAAGACGAGCUUGGGAACGGGGAGGAGGAGAGCUUGUCCCACUACGAGGACGGGCGCCGGGGAAGCAACGAGGGCAGCGCAGAUCGGGACAGCCUGAGAAGCUGCACUUACUGCUGCCGGCCAGCCAGUCGCGUCUGAGCACAAACUCCCGUUGUCAUGGUGACAUUGUACCCCUGGAGCGUACAGAGCCCGCCCCGCCCAGUCUGGCCAGGAAUGCAGAGCAGCUGUCAGGCAGGGUCCACAAGCAAGCAGGUCACUGUCACAGUGUGGAGAAUCAUGCCACAAGUUUUAUCCCAGAAACCUAACAAAAAAAAACAUCCGUACUCGAGAUUCACAGAUCAAGCUUAUCUUUACUGCAGAACAGAAUGCACAGCUGUUUUUUUAAAAAAAAGGCCUCUCUGCAUGAUUAUCCUGAAAUAAACCCUCUAAGCAACUAAACAUGUAGUUUUGCCUAAUGUAGCUGUAGCAGACAGGGUUCACAUUUAAAACAAGUGGCUUCAAGAAGAUGAUCAGCUUGAAGUCUAACUUGAAGUCAAUGCAUUAAUAUAAUCUUUCUUUUGGUUUUCUAAUUAUCCGUCACAUCUACCUCUAACUCCAACUGUUGUCAGUCCACACCCUCUACAUUAAUGGCAGCCUUCUGCCUGACAGGGCACAAAGAGACACACAGUGCUUAAAUUUACUCCUGCUUGUCUUGAUAUCCGUCAGUGUUGCUCAGUGUAGUCACUGACCAGGUAGCUGUUACAUGGAGUUCAUUUGAAAGGGUGUGUUCACUGCUGAUGCCACCAGCCCGGCGUGUUCAGAUCGACCACUCUGUCCUUUUUCUUGUUUAAAGAGGAAUUCAUGUAUAUUUUAACCUAGGUCAUAUUUAAGUUAAGAAUAAUAUGAGCUUGUAAAUGGCAAAAAGAAGUACCUUUAGUGGUUCAAACCAGCUCACCUGUGAAUGCCCCGAAGGAUUACAUUGUAGCCAUGAAAGCCUUGUUACGGCAAUACUGGAGUGAUUUCAAAACUGCUAAAACCUAGAACACAAACACCACUAAUAAAAAGGGCAGAGGUUAAAAAAUACUGGAAUUUCCCUUUUUAUGUUUUUUGUUUUGUAUUUAGUUCAAAGUCUUUUUGGAAAGAGGAGAUGUUUCAGGGUGUUUUGGACUCUAUAUUCUGGCUCAGACUGGGUUUGCGAAGGGUGGUUCUGAUAUGGAGUGUUUGCAUGCUUUUUUUUGGCGAGAAACAUCGAAAUGUAUGAAUAUCAAGAGAAGACUUUAAUUAUUCUUUUUUUUUUUAGUUUUAUGACUGUUCUGUUUUCCGAGGCUCAAACUGAGAUCCCUAUGUUAUAAACUCACAGGAAUCUGACCUCAGAGGAGGAAUUGUUUUGAAGGUGCAUUCACGCCUAUUUAAAAAAAAAUAUAUAUAUAUCAUAUCACACUCAUUCUCUCUGUUCAGUUCCUGACAAGCGUCUGAUCAGCCUGCUGUCGGUCUCUGUGUUUGAUGCUGAGUGUCAGGGAUCUCAGUCUGGGCGCUCCGCCUGCUCUGUGCUGUGCACCUCUAGUGGAAGAAGUUUUGGUCUACUGUUUGCAUGACCUGGUUAAAUAUGUUUACAUGAAUGAUGAUCAAUUAGUAUAAACACACAUGAAUAUUAUUACUCUGUUGUAUUGAAAAAAAAAAUUGUAAUACUGUAAUUUUGAGCUAUAUAAUGUGAAGUGAGUAACACAAGAAGUAAUGUGGUUGACAAAGUACAACACAGCACAGUGGACUUAUCAUUUGCAUCCACUAAGAUGGUCAAGUCUUGACCUGAAUAACUUUUUUUUCUCUUUAUUUUUCACUUAAAUGUUUUUUUUUCUUCCUGUCAGUUUUCUUGCUGUACAUGUAUGAAUUAUUAAACGAUGUAUCCCUGUCUGAUUCCCAGGCACAAGCAGGAAAACUAUACAUAAAUUAAAGUGCCAGCCACAGUAUAAAACAUGGAAAUGAUGCAGGAUACAUCUCCUGUCAGCCCUGGAAUUAGCCUUCAAGAUUGAUUUGUCCUCAUCCGCAGUAUAUAAACCAAAGCCAUAAGGGGAAGUAGAGAUGUUUAACUCUAUAUUCAGAUAAGUUAUCUUAUGAAUUUAUGACUCAGAUGACGGAUGGCAAUGUUUCAGCAACUUGUAAAGAAAACAAAUCAGAGGCUUUGUUCUCACCGCAACAACUAGCUAAAGAUAUAAAUCAUACUGUUAUUUAUUUUGGGUAUGUCAACACAUAGUACUUUUGUUAGCCGUAAGGCUUUAGCCAACAAGCUAUUAAAAAUAUGUUUUGUCCACUUUAAAUGAGUUCCCAUAAAUGUCAUUGAAACAUACAGGUCCCUCGUGCAGUAAAAUAAUGGAAUCACUCUGGAUUUAUGUGACCGUAAUUGUGGAAAAUAUGCAAAUUGUGUGUGAAGGGCUUCAUGUUAAAUGUAAGAAAGCCAAUGUUGAUGACUUUGGCGAUUAUUUGUUUGGUAAUAACCUUAUGUUGAACUGAGAUUUGUUUCCACUUGACUUUUUUUUUAACUUGAAAAAAAAAUGCUUGUUUUACCCAUUACAAACACAUCUAAAUGCAUAAAAGAAACACCUGUAUAUUAUAUAUAUAUAAAUAUAAGUAUAUAUUGUAUAUCCUUUUUUGUAAAAGCUGUUUUGAGCUACAAAUGUAUGGAUGCAAUGCAUCAUGGGUUAUUGAACAAGAUAUAAGAAAAUACGAUUUGUACCCACAGAGUUACGAUUGCAGGAAAUUAAAUAAAACUUCCUUGUCUAUGCA